AGGAAAUGGUGAGCUACUGAUAUACUCGCUCUCUAAGUACGAUAUAUAUCCUUUAUAUAUCUCGCUCGCGUACGGCAUAAGUCGUAAAGUGUUAUUUGGUGGACGUACUGUUUUUGCAUGCGUAAAGAUAUAUUUGUUAAUUAUUGUGGAAGUUCGAAAAAAAAUGGAGUUGAAUACUGGAACUAAAGAGUUGCUAUAUUUCAUUUUCGAAAAUUGGAAAUUGUUGCUUUUUUUUAACCUAAUAUUUUUUCUUUAUUUUUACUACACCCAAACGUUUGAUUAUUUUGAGAAGCGAAAUAUAAAGUUUAUGAAACCCGUUAUUUUCUUUGGAAAUUCGCUAUCUAGAAUAACUGGUAAAAAGCCUUUCAUCGAAUUUCAGUCAGAUGUUUACAAUUUCUUUAAAGGAAAUCGUUAUGGGGGAUAUUUCGAAGGCCGAAGACCUGUUCUAUAUGUUCUAGACCCUGAACUAAUCAAAUCUGUCACUAUUAGUGAUGCUGAUCAUUUUAUUGAUAGAAAUACUAUCAAGACUAAAGAACCAAGAUAUUUGAGCAGAUCACUUCUAGCAUUAAAGGGUAUGGAAUGGAAAGCUGUCAGGAGCUUAAUAACUCCAACAUUCAGCUCAUCUCGCUUAAAAAAUAUGUUCCCUUUAGUUCAACAUUGUUCCAACCAGUUGGUUGGACUUUUAUCACGCUUUGACAACACUGAAAUAGAACUUAAAGAAAUGACUGGCCAUUUCACAUUAGAAGUUACAGGUGUAUGUGCAUUUGGUAUAAGCACAGAUGCUCUCAAAGAUGAGAAUGCAGAAUUUUACAAGGUUGCAGAGAAAUUUAAUUAUAUGUCCUUUCCUAAAAGAUUUUUUUUCUUUUUUAUUUUAUUGUUUAUGCCUUCGAUGUUCAGAUACAUAAAUAUAUCGUUUAUGAACUAUGAGUCAACUAAAAAGUUAGUGAAAAUAUUGCAAAACACUAAAGCUGAAAGAAUAAUAGCAGAAUCUAAGAGAAGUGACUUUUUGCAACUCUUAGUUGAUGUUUCUAUAAGAGAGAAAGAAGAACUUGCACAAGCUAAUGAAUCUUCUAAAAGAUAUUUGGACGAUGACACAUUGGACGCACAAGCAUUACUAUUUCUUUUAGCUGGGUUUGAAACUACAAGUACAUUGUUAUCUUUUGUUUUUCACACAAUGGCAGUGAGGUCAGAUAUACAAGACAAAUUGAGGGCUCAUAUUGAGGAAAUUACUAAAGGACAAGAGUUGAGCUAUGAUCAUCUUUCACAAUUAGAUUAUCUGGAAGCAGUUAUACUAGAAACUUUAAGAAUGUAUCCACCAUUAGGCAGAAUUGACAGGUCAUGUACUAAGCCAUACACUGUACCUGGUUCAUCGUUGCAUCUCAAAGUUGGCGACGUAGUUGCUAUACCCGUAUAUGGCAUCCACAUGGAUCCAGACAUUUAUCCUGAACCAAAGAAAUUUAUACCUGAGAGAUUUAUGAAGGAAGAGAAAAAGGAGAGACCUUCGCAUUUGUUCCUGGCAUUUGGCGCUGGACCUAGAAACUGCAUUGGUAUCCGCUUUGCAAUGAUCGUUGCUAAGACAGCAAUUGUUACUCUGAUUAGAAAUUUCAAAUUUUCGAGUGGACCAAAAACUGAGAAUCCAGUUAAAUUUCACAGAUUUUCUAUGUUGUUAAAACCAGAAUCUGGUGCAUGGGUGCAUGUCGAAAAGAUAUAAACCCUUUGAUAUUGUUUCGUGGCUUCCAUUGCCUGCUAUUUUACGAACCGCGUCGCGCUAUCCACAGAGCGUACCGGACUCGUCGACAAGCCGUCGGAUCAACCAAUGAUCGGUAACUUUAUAGGCAAGAGUAUUCAUAGGAAGCCACAUUUUAUAGUAUUUUUAUCAAAGUGAUUCAAAACAUCGAAUACUAUACAAGUAGUAUUUAUUAUAUUUUAGUAUGGUUGAUUAUAAUUAUUUAGGUGUGGGAUCGGGUAUGGGGUAAAUGUAAUAAUGUAACAGUAACAUUAAUUAGUACAAAACGUAGACAGAGAAACAAAUAGACCAAGGGCCCGUGAAAUGUGUGCGUAUAAUGUUGCCAUAGUAACUGCAUUCCCUAUUUUGGGAGAUAAAUAGUUUCCAGGAUUUAAUUAAAACUUUACUUUUUAAUAUUUAUUAUACAUUUUUUUAAUUAAAAUAUUUUUUUGUUUUCCAACUACACCCAAAAACCGUUGCACUGUUUGUUUUUGUUUCCGUUAUCAAUAGUACUUCAGCAUUUUUAUAUGGUACUGGAUUAGCAUUCUCCUCAUGUAGAAAUCUAAAACACUCAAUUAAAUUAUUAAUAAAGAAUGGUUGCCACAUAUAUUUCUAUGUUAACCUCUUGACUCGGAAUCUAAUAAUAUUAUAAAUUCAUGAAGAAUGUUAAAUAAUGUUGUCGUUAGAAAAUUAUAAAUAGGAGAACGAAUAAAUUAAUUUAACAUAUUUAUAUACUUUAUAAGUAGAAACACUUUAGGUUAUUAUUGGACUCCGUAUUUAUUUGUUUACAUUGUCGACGAGUCGAUAUUUUUUAUCGAAAAUUGGGGCAUUUUUUUAGCUGACGCUGGCAGCACUUACAUGAUAAAUAAUCAUAGGUUAUGAAUGAUAAAAACUGGAAAAUCCUAUUAUCUUCAAGAUUUUAAUGCAGCAUAAGGUUCCGUCAUGCUAUUGCAUAAAUAAACAUCACUGAUAAUCUAUAUUUAGGGACAAAACCGUCUUACUUAGGCGGAAAACACACGCCGGCAAUUUUCUUUUUGCUAUCGCUUUAACAUGAAAUAAUACGACAAUGCACUAUUAUAUUUAUAACCUUCGAUAUGAUAUAAGGAUUGUUUCUCGGUCUUUUUGGACGGUCUUUCGGACUGGAUUAGAAUCGUUUUCUAACAUAAAAAUAAGCAAAAAUUGAACAGUAACACAUAUAACUGGUUACUCGAUAAGGGACAAAAGAUUUGAUAAUUCUAUCUCUGUCUAAACCAUUUGUAACGUAAUUUUCGUUCUCUUUCUUGUGUAAGUGAGAAGGAUAUCGUCAUUGCGUCUAUUAGUUUUUCUGUCUACGGUACAAAAUGAAUAUACAAUUUAACCACCUGACCACCUGACCACCGUUAUCCAUCACUGUUGCGAGUUGAUGAGUAAACUCACAAAGAUUCGUUUCAGUAGAUCUACCAUUGACGAAUCCGUGUUGCUGGUCGAUGAUCAGCGGCCUUAGAACGAAAUAUAACUGAUCAUAUAUAAUUUAUAGAGAUAUAUUUAUAGAGAUUAUAGAGUCGAUUAUAGGUCAUGCCUAGAUAUUUUUUAAUUUGUUUUGCUUUAUUGUAUUAAUAACGAUAACAUUAAUUUAUAGUUAAUGUGUGUUCGUAAAACACAAAAAAUAACGAAAUAUGUUCAUAAUAAUUACAUAUGAAUAACCUCUUUAUAAAAAAAUAUUGACUUAUCGAUGUAGAUAAAACGGAAUGUUUCUCUCUAAUCAUUGAAUCGAAUAUGAAGUGUUUUCUUUAUGAAACUCGCUAACUGCUCUCAAAGAAAUCUUCACUCCGGCCAGUUAUCGACAGUAUGUAUAUUCAGUAAUAUAAACAUUCUUUAUUAAGCGUGUAAUGGUUAUAUUUAUACAAAAAUAAAAAUUAUAUUUGGUCACAA
This is a messenger RNA of Nymphalis io (European peacock), 3637 nucleotides long. It is a transcript of the gene CYP354A1, whose product is annotated as cytochrome P450 9e2-like. Bases 164 to 1711 code for a protein of 515 amino acids. Lineage: Eukaryota; Metazoa; Arthropoda; Insecta; Lepidoptera; Nymphalidae. The transcript has 9 exons. Gene Ontology annotation, molecular function: oxidoreductase activity, acting on paired donors, with incorporation or reduction of molecular oxygen; monooxygenase activity; iron ion binding. The record is from RefSeq and is a predicted model, not a curated record.